Vanessa tameamea is the source of this 4948-nucleotide messenger RNA. RefSeq names its product cilia- and flagella-associated protein 43. Gene Ontology annotation, molecular function: protein binding. Gene Ontology annotation, biological process: cilium assembly. Bases 1 to 4773 code for a protein of 1590 amino acids. The transcript has 31 exons. NCBI's taxonomy places the organism in Eukaryota, Metazoa, Arthropoda, Insecta, Lepidoptera, Nymphalidae. The record is from RefSeq and is a predicted model, not a curated record. Gene Ontology annotation, cellular component: axoneme.
AUGGUCGGAACUUCUGAAAGUGAUGGCGAUGCACUACAAGAUGAAACUUAUAAACCCAAUGUGAGAUGGGCGAUACCGCAAAAGCUGAAUAGUAUGACUUUUGUUGGAAGAGAUGUCAUCGCAGUAGCUCACGAUAUUUACAUAAUUUUCUUAAAUUUAAAAACGAAUACUGAGUUAGUAUAUGUUGCUAAUGAAAAGAAUAAGGGAGAUGGCGUCGAUGUUGUAACAGGUCACAGGUCCCAUCUUUUUGCGUUUGCUGAAAAAACAAAAAAUCCUCGAAUUUUUGUUGUAAACUACCCAGUUUUUCAUAUAUUAGCAGAAUUGAAAGACAGCGACGUAAAUCGAUACAAAGGCCUCUGCAUGAUGGAGUCUGACUUGAUCGCGGCCUUUAGCGGUUUUCCCAACUAUCUCAUAUCAGUGUGGAGUUGGCGAACUCUUCAGCGACUGGUUUCGAUUCCUACCGGGGUAGUGCGACGAAGUCAGAUUUACAUGGCCAGCCGUACACAUAUGCUGUUAUGCCAAUGCUGGGGCGAAGGUCUCACCGUUUGGGAGGUGGCACAAUGUUAUAAGCGUUGCUUGAUGCUUAAACGUAAUAAGGAAGAAGUGACAGGAUGGGACGUGCCUGACCCUAAACUCGUCAAUGUGUGCUGGAGUAAUGAAGGACAAUUAUAUGCCAUUGAUGACGAAGCCAAUCUCUAUAGUCUGCUGUCUGAUGGAAUAGGUAUGGUCACAAACUUGGAAUGGUCAGAAAACCUAAAAGGCACUCAUAAGCCUUGUAUGUGUUCAUUUGGCAAUGGCAUUUUGAUCUACGGUCCUGAUUCGUGCAUCCGGUUUCUCAAAAAAGUUGAACAUAAAUGGCAAGUUGCUUGGAAGUACAUUACUGACGAUGAAGUGGUACGUCUGGUGUCCAACUCUUCCUCAGACGUCGCUAUUAUGUGGACGAGGAAAGGUUUUGUUUAUAAAAUUAUUGCCGAAUCAGAAGAGAAGAUCGAAGUUAAGCUUUUUACUUUUAAACAAAGAAAUAUUAAGAAAAUCCAGUUGAUCGCUCCAAGUUAUACUCACAUCGCAACAAUGAAUAAUGUAGGCGUUCUUUGUCUAUACGAAGUGGUAACUGCAAAAUUAGUACUUGUCAAAUACGUAAAGGGAGAUGAUAUAUCUUUUGAAACCAGUCCGGUUGAUCCACUGUUGAUAAUUUAUGGUGAAGUUGGCCAUAAUUAUGGGAUGGCUCUCUUUACAUAUAGCCCAGAAGAGAGCCUACAAAAUGUCGGCAGUAUGUGCUUAACACACCAAAUCGUUUCACGAGUUGUAUUUUCAAGGACGGGAAGAGAAUUAGUCGCCGCUGCUAUGUCCGCGGGUCACAUAUUUAUUCUAAAGUUAACAGAAGAUUACAAGCUUACCCUAAUUCGAUAUACAGAGUUGGGUCGAGGGCUUGCUGACUGUUAUCUUAUGAAGGUAGGAGAAUCAAUCCGAGUAUUCAGCCUCGUUCUAUUCUCAGAUAAAUACGCAAUAGGCGAGCGUAUAAUAUGCAUAAACGCGGUGACGGGCAAGGAUAAUAAGUUUGCGGGCAAGAUGGCAGGUCCUUAUGCGCAGCUAGUGCCUCUUCACACGCGGGAUACAGCUCUUGCAGUUCCUCACAUGUCGUCGCAGAUGCACGUGUUACGACUCUCUGGGGACAAAGGUAUAACGGUAUCUGUGAAAAUGGGGCCAGUGGUCGAGACCGGACAUCAUUUAAAACAUUUUCAAGCUUUUUUCAACAAUGGCGCUCUUCUUACAUAUGGCGCCGAUGGAACUGUUAUACUUCGGCUACCAAACGUUUUUGAGGAAUUUGAAUUGCAACUAAUAGUAACUCAUCGGUAUGAGUCUAGUGUCGAACAAGCUGUUAUAGAUGCAGAGAAUCGGUUCAUCGUUUCCCUCGCCAAUAACAAAACUUUUGCGGUACAUUUCCUUCGCAAGAUCAAAUCAGAAAGGCGUGAACUACAGCAUACUCCACCCGACGUAAAUCUUUUUGACGAAAGCACAAAUACUAUUACUAUCAUCGACAAAAAUGAUAAAAACUACUUGGAUCUGCAGGAGGACAAGAAAGUAAAAGAAGAAGCUAUGGAUUACAAAAAGCAACGUGAAGAUGUGGUUCGGUCACUAGAGACGGUACAGUCGCGGCUUGUAGAACUCCUCGAGGAGAAUCUCGCAGAACGUCCUUUGCACCAACUUUCAUUGUCUGAGUUUAACUUACACCUUGAACACAAGAAAGAGCGCAUAAAACUGGCAGAAAAAGAGCGUGAACAAAUUCGUCUUGUGACAGAAGCACGUAUCCGUGCACAGGAUAAAGUGACAGCGUGGAUCAAGUCACAAUGUUGGGAUACCAUGCUAACUCCGAGAGUCAAACUAUUCGCCAUAUUCAGUCAUUAUCAAGUAGAGAACUAUGCAGUUCUUCCGACGCAACGAGAUAAAUGGCCUGAGUUACAACAGAUCGAAGCAUUACGUAGCAUUGAGAUGGAAUGUGAUGCUAACUUGUUUCGACCAUGGGAAGAACACACUGAGGGAUUAAGCAUAGAAGAAAAUCAAGCACAGAUGGGUCCUCAAUCAAUGUUAUCGGUGAAAGAAGGUCGUAAAAGUACUGAGAGCCAGCUCAUUGCAGAGACUGUAGAACCAGACGAGUCGCUGGAGGGCGAACCCUAUGUUCUCUCCGGCUCUAACGCACACCGGUUUAUUCAGAUACCAACAUUUAUGAUCCCGCAAACAAUGGCCUACAGCUUCCUACAAAUGAACUGGUUGCAGCAUAUUGUUAAAUUAAACGUUCAGAAUAUGCGACUGUGGUUCAAUAAAGAAUUCGACGAGUUAAUGAAUCAAAAGAAGCGUGAGAUUGGUCUUGUAGAUGAAAGGAAUGCUCGUCUUCGUUUUAUAAUUGAUGAACUAAAUAAACUAUCUGACUUACGUGGAAGUUUUCAUCAUUUGACUAUACAAAUUCGUGAUCCCGAGUGGCAACAGGAAGAACAACCACACCGACUUAUUAAAGUGGAUCCCGAGGAAUGCAGUAUCGAGCCGUACAUAAGUCCAAGCCAGGUGGUGAUUCCGCCGCCGGAACCGCGACCUCCGGACGAUUUUCGUGAACGAGCUCUCAUGUAUAUGAUGGACGGUGUACUCGAAAAACUCUGGCACGAGGAGAUCAAGAAACCCAUUCCUAUGCCGCUCUGCAUGUUGGAGAAAGAACCGGAACAUUUUAAUGAGGAUGACUUGCGACUAGUUUUCGAUUACGAAGCAAAAGUUAAAUUUAGAAACGAGGAACGUGAUAAAUACAGGAAAAUGCUUCACGCGGAAUAUGCCAAAUUAUCACAAAUACUUAAUGAAGGAAUUGUGAAGUUCAAUCAAAGGGUAAAGGAAACGUGGUUAACAAAGUUAAGAGUUGACUCAGUUAUUGGACAAGAAAACUUAAAUCUUAUGAGAUUACGCAGAACUAAUUUGGAUCGCGUUGAGAUGGCUGAAAAAUUAGAAGAAAUGAGAAGCGACAUAAGAAAAUAUGAAGGAGAAGUAGAAGUACUUCAGCGGGAAAUGCAUUUGAUCCAAGAACAAAACGAAGAGUGUCAGGCUGCAUACGACGCUCUCACGCAGAAGGACAAAUACCUAGAUCGCACCUUUAAGAAUCACUUUUCUGAUCUCUCACCUAUUAUAGUUGACCAGUGCUACAAGUUUUUUAAAAAGAGGCCAAAAUGGCAUCAACGUGCAACGAUGAUAUCGGUUGUACUCUACGACUUAGCAAACGCUGUAUUAACUGGAAUCCGUCCUCCACUUUUACACGCAGACUGCGUCGAAUUCUUUAAGGGCGUUGAGCAGUUGGACCAGAUAAGCAACAUGCCGCCGGUAAUGGACGAAGGUCUCUGGGCGACUAUGUGCAAACUCCGUCGAACUAAAAUCGAGAACGAAAUACGUAUGCGCGCGGUUGCGCAGGAGAUGUCGUGCGUCGAGGCGGCGGCGGCGGCGUGGCGCGCGGCGGUAGCGGCGCGGCGGCUGCGCCUCGCGCGCGUCGCCGACGACACGGCGCAGCACCGCCUCGCGGCCGAGCUGGUGGCCAGGAACUACACCAUACAGUUGGUAUUACCGGCGGGACAAGUAGAGAUAAUCACAUCGGGUCACAUUGAGGAUUUCGAGGAUGCUACUCUUAUACCUCGAGAUGAGAUCGAGAAGGUCAACGAUGUUAUUCUGAAAGUAGGAGACUGGAAAUUGAAAAUGAUGAGAAAGCAGAUAGAAUUUCGUAAAGGGAUUUUGUCGAAGGAAUGGGAACACGCACAGAUGAAAAUGAAAUUGCGCCAUAUGGAGCAGGAACUUCAAUCUUAUCGAAGACUAAAGGUACCUAAAGAACUUCAAAAUUAUUUAAAAAACCUAGAGUUAGGUUACACAGACGAACAGGACUACGUGCGUAUGGAAAAAGAAAUCGAAGCAUCAAAAACGUCUGUUAAUAAGAUAAUCAAUGAGCAAAUACGUAAAGUUGAAGAAAUUGAGGUGAAAAUCAAUGCACUGGACGCUCAGGCUCAGCAUUUGGAGAAAUCAAUAGUCUCGCUAAAUGUGAAAGUUUCAGAGAAGAAACUGAAUGAGGAUCCAUUAGAGCCAAUUCGGAUUCGACGUAUUUUCAAAAAACGCUUGGAGACGCUGGUGAUGCGCAGCAAGCUGGUCCGCGAAGUACAGACGAACCAUACGCGCAUUGUACUGCUGCAGACGGAACUCGAGUUGCUGCGACUGAAGACGUACCCCACACUCGCUAGCUUCCGUACAAUUAAUUAGAACUUAAAGUUUGAUAUAUAAAUAAUUUGUUUAGGGAGUGGGCUCCAGAUAUCCAGCGAAGUUAGCGUGGUGAAAGACACCUCCCACACUUACGAUCGCUCACGGCUUCCUUUUAUUUGUGUCACAUUUUCUUUGAGUACAACAAAAAUGAACCAGAAAUAGCUUUUGCUAUUGC